Messenger RNA from Toxotes jaculatrix (banded archerfish), 2991 nucleotides. RefSeq names its product transmembrane channel like 5 (gene tmc5). Gene Ontology annotation, molecular function: mechanosensitive monoatomic ion channel activity. NCBI's taxonomy places the organism in Eukaryota, Metazoa, Chordata, Actinopteri, Toxotidae. Bases 1 to 2991 code for a protein of 996 amino acids. The transcript is spliced from 20 exons. Gene Ontology annotation, cellular component: plasma membrane. The record is from RefSeq and is a predicted model, not a curated record.
AUGACAAGUUACAGCAACGGUGGAUUUUUCAACCCUGCUUACCAUGACAGCGAGACUCUGGAAAUUGAUAGAAGGUCUUCAAGUAAAACCCACCACGCGAAUCCCUAUGCCAGGGAAGCCCCGGCCUGGCGGGGUGACAGGGCAGAGACACAUAACACUUCCAUAGGUCAGACCAGCGGUGAUGAUGCUUUUGCGAGAGUACCCUGGGGUGGUUGGCAGGAGGAGAGCUGGAGGGGGAGAGAAAGCAUCCCCAUGGGCCUCAUCUCAACACGCCCCGGGAGCCCUUCAUGGCAGCAUGAUUUCAAUCACAGUACAUUUCAAGUCAACCCUGACUCUCAUUAUGAUCGAUCACUGUCCGUUCGACUUCCUUCUUCAGUGUCAGGUAACAUGACAAUGCGAUGGAGGGGAAUCACAAUGAAAAGGAUGAGCAUGUUCCCUGACACUGAUCCUGCCCAUGUAGCGUUCACAGAGGAUGCCAUCAGGAACGAGAUGGAGAAUGAGGAACAGAAUCUGGUUAAGGAACUGGUAGCCUUGUCAACACGAGACCGAAUCCGGGCCAUUCGGGACCUUCCAAUGAGCUUUGAAGAAAAGAAACAUAUCAGGAGCCAAGUUCUGGCAUUCAGGUCCUCCAAGCAGUCUCGCCAGUUCACGUGUUUUGCCGAUUGUUCUGAGAAUGUGUCACUGUUUUUCCGCAGGUGUGGUUACAGUAUAAGGUCGGCCAGGCAGACCCUGGAACUGUGGCAGGGCAUCAUGAAAGAGAUCGGAGGCAGGUUUGGCACCAGUGUCCUCUCCUAUUUCGUGUUCCUCAAGUGGCUGCUCAUGUUCAACAUUUUCUCCUUCCUGGUCAACUUUGGUUUUAUCACCAUUCCUCUGCUUGUUUACGACCCCUCACCCAACAUACCUCCAAACGUGAGCUUCAGAGGACUGGAGAUACUGACAGGAGCUGGUUACUUCAACUACACUGUCAUGUAUUACGGUAGCUACAGCAAUGAAACGCUUGUGGGUCUAGUGGACUACGACAUGCAGCUGGCCUAUUUCUUUACCAUUGCAGUCUAUAUGGUGCUGUGUGGGGUUGCGGUUAUUUUCAGCAUGGCCAGUUCAUUUAAGACAAACUAUGUACUAGCAGAGUCAGCUUCAAACGGAGCAUGGCAGCUUCUGUGCAGCUGGGAUUUCAGUGUAACCAAUGAGAGAGCAGUGAGACAGCGCAAGAACAACCUCCGUGUCCAACUCAAGGAGUCUUUGUCAGAAAAGGCCCAGGGGGAGCUGCUAACCCUCUCUGAAAAACUGAAGCACUACGGGGUUUAUCUGGGUUCCUGGCUUCUCUCCACUGGCUUAGCUAUUGGCUGUGGAGCCAGCAUCUACUAUCUCUGCCAAUAUGAACAGCAGCAAGCAGCGGAUGUUGCCAACUGGUCUCUGCUUCAGGAGGCAGAGACUCUCCUGGUUCCCUUUGUGGUUUCUCUGAUGAACCUGGUUGUCCCGCUCUUCUACUCCCUCUUCAACAAGUUUGAGCUCUACUCCAGCCAGCGUAGACAGGUCUACGCUCUAGUAAUCAGAAAUGUCUUACUCAAGAUGUCCAUUCUGGGUGUCUUGUGUUAUUACUGGAUGAACGUGGUGGCUGAGAAAUUUUCGUGUUGGGAGUCCAUGGUAGGACAGGCUUUGUACCGUCUGGUCAUUUUUGAUUUCCUUUUUCUGAUGUUGGGAUCCUUCUUUGGAGAGUUUCUUAGCAAUGUGAUUGGGACCAGAUUCCUACCACGUCUGGGGGUUCCAGAGUUCGACAUAGCCAGAAAUGUCCUUGAACUCAUCUAUGCACAGACUCUAGCCUGGAUUGGAAUCUACUUCUCUCCUCUGCUGCCUGCCAUCCAGAUUGUCAAAUUGUUCAUCUUGUUUUACCUAAAGAAGGUCAGCCUGACCCAGAACUGCCAGCCUCCCCGGCGAACAGGCAGAGCAGCUCAGAUGCAAACAAUUUUCAUCGCCCUUCUCUUCUUCCCUUUCUUUGUGGGGGCCUUGUCCAUGGUUGCAUACACCUCUUGGAGACUGACUCCAUCAGAUCAGUGUGGUCCUUUCCGGGGACUCAACAGUACCUUCAGUGUGGUUGGAGUCUGGAUAGGAGAUCUGGAAGAGAUCCCUGGAUCUCAGUGGGUUGUGUGGAUCUACCAAAACGUGAUCAGGAGUGAAGUCUUCUAUUUUCUUAUCACACUCCUCAUCCUGGUCGUCAUAUACAUCUUCUGGCAAGUCGUUCGGGGCCGCAAGGAGCUUAUUGCUCUUCUGAGACAGCAGAUUGUAAAUGAGGGGAAAGACAAGUCCUUCUUGUUAGACAAGCUCCAGAACCUCCAGAAAUCUCAACCUACUAAAAAACCCAAACAGAAGAAUCAAAAAAAGCAAACCAAACGGCAUUCAGAUGAACGCUCUUCAGGUGGGCAGUCCAACUCAAACGCUAUGGUUCAGGCUUUACUUGCUCGCCAGCGACUCGAAGAGGAAGAACAAAGUUGGAGCGCUGGUGGAGUGCCUGUUCCCUCUGACAUCUCCGCCUCCAGCGCUCUGGUGCAGGCCAUGCUGGCCCGUCAGAGAGCUGACAGCCAGGAUGAAGAUCUGUACGAGAUGCCUGACAAACACCCGUCAUCCUCCAGCGCCUUCGCACAGGCCAUGCAAGCCAGGCAGAGGGCUGAGGGUCAAGAGAGGGACGAAUACUAUGGUACAGCAGGUUCUUCUGAAAACCCUGUCAACAGAUCCAGCGCUGUCAUGCAGGUGAUGCAAGCCAGACAAAGAGCAGAGGAAGACAGAGCCGAUGGCACAGAUGACCUGCCAUCUUCUGUGUCAAGUGUUAUGAUGCAAGUCAUGCAAGCCAGGCAGUUAGAAGAGGAGGAGGAGGAGGACAGGUUACAGUGGGUCCCUGCUCCCCCACAAAACCCGGCUCCCCCAGGCUCCAGCGCUCUCAUUCAGGCCAUGUUGGCCCGGCAGCAGGCCCAGAACGAGUACGAUGACGGUUACUGA